Baudoinia panamericana UAMH 10762 is the source of this 777-nucleotide messenger RNA. RefSeq lists its product as uncharacterized. Bases 1 to 777 code for a protein of 258 amino acids. Gene Ontology annotation, biological process: chromosome segregation. The transcript is spliced from 2 exons. Gene Ontology annotation, cellular component: Ndc80 complex. The record is from RefSeq and is a predicted model, not a curated record. NCBI's taxonomy places the organism in Eukaryota, Fungi, Ascomycota, Dothideomycetes, Mycosphaerellales, Teratosphaeriaceae.
AUGACACCGUUGCGUUUCUCGUCCUCGCUUUCCGGCUCGACAGCACAGUAUGCCGCAAAUGCACCGUCGAUGGCAGACACACUACCAAGUAUCGACUUCGGAUUCAAUGACUUGCGCGAGCGCAUGGCGCAGUUCACCGCACGAUUCGAUGAAUUCAUUGAAAGUGGCCGUAAGAGGGUUUUGGAGGAGCGAAACGCGUUUCGCAUGAGCGUGGCAGAGAUGGAAGAGAGCGUGAGGCACAAAGAGCAGUCUAUUGCAGCACUCGAAGCAAAGUCAUCAACCCACGCCGACGCUAUAGCGAAAGAAGUCGCCGAGACUGAAGAGAUGCACAACAUGAUUCAACAGCUCACGCUGCAGAAGGAAGAACAUAUUGUCCGCCGCGAUGCGCUGAAAGAAGAGAUCGUCGCAGUGCAAGGUUGUAUCAAGCAGCGGCGCGAAGCGCAAACAGCACACCAGCGCUCUCUAGACGCGCAAGCCCGCAAUAACAUUCCAGAGCUGCGCUUUUGGGAGCAUGCUCUUGGCUUAAAGAUCGAAGGGACUGGAAUAGAUGACAGUCUGCGCUUCGUGUUUUUGAAUCUUGACGAGAGAGAUGGCGAGACAGAAGUCUGGUUUGAGCUGCAGAUGGGUGGGAAGGAGUACGAGAUCGGUGCAACGAAGCCAAAGCUCGAGCGGGAACGUGUGGCUGAGGUGCGCGAGAAGUUGAAUGCCUCGAGGGAGCUGGGAGGAUUUUUGAAGGGGAUGAGGAACCUCUUGGUCCAAGCGAUGCGGCUUCGAUGA